AUAAAUGGUUAUAAUUUACCAUUAUACAAGGUGCAGGUGUGUGUGUAACUGGCUUGAAAAAACAUCUGGAAGAUGAAAACAUCGAUUGUCUUCACUCUUUUGGCCUUGAUCGGAGUAGGCGCCAUAAUGGUGGCAGGUGAUGAUGUACCUUGUCCCGACGGGGAUCCGAACGCGGUAUACGUUGAAUGUCCUUCGAACUGCCAGCCAACAUGCCAGAAGAAGAUACCUGAUGAAAUCUGCAAUUUCGCGUGUCUGCCUAGACAAUGCGUCUGCAAACCGGGUUAUAUUCUAGAAAAGAAAGAUGGCAAGUGCAUCCCCGAAAAUAACUGUUAAAAACAAAUAAUAAAAACAAUAAUUUUUUUUAUUAUUCGUAAUGAUAUUUGUAUAUUUAUUUUAUUAAAACAGAGGCAAUAAAAAGUUAUAUUACUAUAUUAUAAUUUGUAUUAACUAGUUUUUCUUUCUAGGCCACCUAUGGCAUAAAUAUUGAUAGUUAAAUUCAAAAUCGAUAUUAGCGAUCGUUUUAAGUUCAGUAACUAUGAAUAUUGGACUAUGGAUACUUAGGGCAUGCCCGGGAGUCGAUUCACCAACCUCUUUAUCGUCUCAGAGGCAGUGGGACGAGCCGCUUUGUUUGCGUUUUCAGAGUGAUCUAUUGGCUUCUUCUGAAAAUGCUGCUGAGCGUGCUCGCCUACUAGCGGUCUUUCAGGCAGAGUCUGGUUACUGGCUACAUGCUCUUUCUUCUGCUAAUAUUGGGACUCUGCUUGACAGGAACACUGUCUCUUGCGAUUUCACUCAGACUUGGCGUCAAGACAAAUCGCAGUCGUUGCGGUACUCACGUCGGUGAGUUAGGACACCAUGGCCUCUCAUGUCAAAUGAGCGCUGGUCGAGUCUACCGACACGCCUGCAUUAAUGACGUCAUCCGCAGUGCUCUUGUCGCCGUCAAUGUGCCAGCAGUUUUAGAGCAUAACGGCAUAUUCCUGCAAGAGACCUGACGUUAAGUAUGACGCUCAUGUCCUGGAAGCAGGGACAUUCUCUUGUUAAAAAAA
This is a messenger RNA of Ostrinia furnacalis (Asian corn borer), 1043 nucleotides long. RefSeq names its product chymotrypsin inhibitor Ani s 6-like. The coding region runs from base 73 to 333 and encodes 86 amino acids. The transcript is spliced from 3 exons. NCBI's taxonomy places the organism in Eukaryota, Metazoa, Arthropoda, Insecta, Lepidoptera, Crambidae. The record is from RefSeq and is a predicted model, not a curated record.